This is a messenger RNA of Pyrenophora tritici-repentis Pt-1C-BFP, 1806 nucleotides long. NCBI's taxonomy places the organism in Eukaryota, Fungi, Ascomycota, Dothideomycetes, Pleosporales, Pleosporaceae. The record is from RefSeq and is a predicted model, not a curated record.
AUGACCUCACGACACGAGCCCAAACAGAGCCUGGCAGAGCGGCGAAAGGGGGAAUCGGCCCUAAGCGAAUUUGCCGACUACGUACAGAAACAACAGGCGUUGCGCCGACCGCCAGGCCAGGCCGCCGCCGUCCUUGACGACCACGAUGAGCUGAGCAUAUUGGAUGAACUUGGCCUCUCGGAUGACAACCAUUCGCACAUUCGCCUCAAGACGCUCCUUACCGAUCCCGCCGAAGAAAAUGUCGCUGCGCUCGCUGAGCACAUCAAGGAGCGCCUGGCUGAGGGCCACGGCGAGGUCCUAUUUGAUGUCGGCCUGGAGGAUACAGGAGACCACAUGGGUUUCACCAAAGACCUCUGGAAUUUUGCAUUGGAGAGAAUAGGGGUUGUUUGCGAACAGAUUAAAGCAGAUUACAAGCUCUUGAUGACGCGGAACGUUGGCGGUGACGUUGAGGUUGGACCCCGCGAUGCCAAAGAUACGGGCUUUAGCGGGAAGAUGCUCCUGCGACAACGGCCGGAGAGCGUGGACGACGUUAUUGAAACUAGGAUAGCGGUGGUAGGAAAUGUGGAUGCGGGAAAAAGUACCAUGUUGGGUGUCCUGGUCAAGGGCGGCCUAGAUGAUGGCCGUGGCAAGGCGCGUGUCAAUCUCUUCCGCCACAAGCACGAGAUUGAGAGCGGUCGAACCAGCUCAGUCGGUAUGGAGAUUAUGGGCUUUGACAGCAAGAGCGAAGUCGUUGUCUCCAGCGUUGCAGGUCGAAAACUCACUUGGGAGGAGAUUGGAAGGCGAUCGGCCAAAGUAAUCAGCUUCACUGAUUUAGCUGGCCACGAGAGAGAGCAUCUCGGUAUCGCACUCGCACUCAAUGUCCCGGUCAUGGUUGUCAUUACCAAGAUUGACAUUUGCCCACCGCAAAUUCUUGAGCAGACCAUCACUCAACUAACCAAAAUCCUCAAAUCUCCCGGCGCACGGAAGAUACCCAUCUUUAUCAAAAACAGAGAAGAGUGCAUCCAAACUGCUACUCAGUUCGUCUCUAGCCGAAUAUGUCCCAUCUUCCAGGUGUCUAACGUUACCGGCCACAACUUGGAUCUAGUGCGCAUGUUUCUCAACGCUCUUCCCCACCACGGUCACUACGACAGCUCCGCGCCUCUGGAGUUCCAUGUUAAUGACACCUUCUCGGUCCCUUUCGUUGGUACCGUUGUGUCAGGGGUAGUCAAAUCCGGCGUCAUCCACUCCGGUGACGCAGUCUUGAUUGGCCCUGACAGUCUAGGUCAAUUCCAGACCACCAAAGUUCGAUCCGUCGAGCGGAAACGAAUACAAGUUCCCGGGUGCUCCGCAGGCCAGUCUGCCAGUCUCGCAUUACGCAACGUUCGACGAAAGGAUGUACGAAAAGGCAUGGUAGUAUUGCACAAGCCUGACAAGCCCGACCCCACAACCGGCGUUGUACCAAACCCCAAAGUCUAUCGCGAGUUCGUUGCAGAAGUUUUGAUUCUCUCCCACGCAACCACCAUCAAGACCAAAUACCAGGCUAUGCUACACGUCGGCCCCGUCUCGCAAACAUGCGCCAUCAUCGAUAUUGACCGCCAGUACAUUCGGACUGGUGACCGAGCACAGGUCGCGUUCCGGUUCGUUCAGCGACCAGAGUAUCUGACCGUAGGCGAUCGGAUAUUGUUCCGUGAGGGCAGGACUAAAGGCCUUGGUAUCGUCAAGAGGGUUGGCUAUGAUCCUAAGCACCCGCUCAACCCGGAUCUAAACAAGGACCAGGAUAAAGACAAGGCGAAUGAUCAGGAUGGGAAGAAGUUGGAAGGGUCAUGA